AUGAGCCAUGAUCUAUUUGAUGAUGAAGUACUUACUGCAAAAUAUCGUCUUCAUAGACCUAACUAUCCAAAAAAAGUAUAUGAACAUAUUGUUGAUUAUUAUUAUACUGGAAAAAUUGUAAAUGAAAAAAUUCCACUAGCACUCGAUGUUGGCUGUGGAAGUGGUCAGGCAACUGCAGAUCUUGGUUUAUUUUGUGAACAUGUUAUUGGUAUUGAUGUUAGUCCAAAUCAAAUAUUUCAUGCAAUAGAAAAAGACAAUAUUGAAUAUAAACAUCAUACAGCUGAAGAUUUAUCAUUUCUUGAAUCAAAUUCAGUUGAUUUAAUUACAGCUGCUACAACAUUACAUUGGCUUGAUAUAGAAAUAUUUCUUGAUGAAGCUAAACGUGUACUUAAGCCACAUACAGGUGUACUUGCAGUAUGGACAUAUGCAUUAGGUACUUUAGACAAUCCUAUAGCUGAUGCUAUUUAUCAUGAAUUUAGUCAUGUUUUAUUAUUUUCUUAUUGGAAUAUAAAACGAUGGUUAGCUGAUGAUUAUUAUGAAUCACUUGUACCACUUUUACCAUAUAAAACAACAUUACGUCAAUUUACAAUUGAGCAGCGAACAGAAAUAACACUUGGACAUUUUCUUGGUUUUAUUGAAUCAUUAUCUGCUUGUCAAACAUAUAGAAAACAAAAUGGUGAACAAGCAUAUCAAAAUAUCUUAUCUACAUUACGUUAUAAAUUAAUUCAAUGUUAUGUUAAAACAAAACUUAGAAAUUCAAAUGAUGAAACAGUAGAUUUUGAUUCAAUUAAAAUGAUUGUUUCAAGUCCAAUUCGACUUUAUUUAAUGAAAAAAAAUCAGAUGUAA
This is a messenger RNA of Adineta steineri, 846 nucleotides long. NCBI's taxonomy places the organism in Eukaryota, Metazoa, Rotifera, Eurotatoria, Adinetida, Adinetidae. The record is from the annotation of a GenBank genome assembly.